AUGCUUGGUGCAGAAUACCUGGAAUCGUGGCUAACGUCUUUUUGGCGUUACUUGUUGUCGAUUUUCUACCGAAAAGAGCUAAAUAUUGUGAUUGUAGGGCUACAAAAUUCAGGUAAAACGUCUUUGACUCGCGCACUUGUGCAGAAACCGUUUGAACGCGAUACUAUUCCAACUCUGGGUGUGCAGACAGAACGCAUCACACUGGGGCUAAACACAGUACACAUAUUUGAUCUGGCGGGUCAAACUCGGUUCCAUCAUUUAUGGCACCGCUAUUUGUGUCGCGCAGACCUUGUAAUCUACGUUUUGGACCUUUCAGACCUAAGCAGUUGGUCGCAGGCCAAACAAAAACUUCAGGAAGUUAUAUGUGACACCAACCACGACAAUGUUCCUAUGUUGAUUUUGGGUAACAAGAUCGAUCUUCUGUCCCAAUUGGAAGCCAACUCAACAUCUACUGGCCGCCGCAUGCCGAAGAAAUCUGGUCCAGACCAGAACACCCUGGAUAAUUGGAAGUUUCUGGCUCCCCUAUUGCGAAACUACGAGUUUGACGAUAUACCGACCUAUCAGCUCGACGAAACCAAUCUCUACGUUCUUCGAAACGUGGAAAUACUCUCCAAAGAGCUGGGUCUAGAUCUCAAGAACGGCAUUCUUCACUUACCAAACUCCCAAAUCUAUCUCGACCGGGACUUGGCAGUUUUCACUAUAAGUUGCAAGAACGGAGACUACGUUCAAGACGUUAUCGACUGGAUAGUUCAACUGUAA
Molecule: messenger RNA, 759 nt
Organism: Lachancea lanzarotensis
Lineage: Eukaryota; Fungi; Ascomycota; Saccharomycetes; Saccharomycetales; Saccharomycetaceae
Product: LALA0S09e01310g1_1
Exons: 2
Coding region: 1-759 (252 amino acids)
Cellular component (GO): lysosomal membrane
Molecular function (GO): GTP binding; GTPase activity
Source: RefSeq, a predicted model, not a curated record